Selaginella moellendorffii is the source of this 1831-nucleotide messenger RNA. RefSeq names its product anthocyanidin 3-O-glucosyltransferase 6. The transcript is spliced from 3 exons. The record is from RefSeq and is a predicted model, not a curated record. Lineage: Eukaryota; Viridiplantae; Streptophyta; Lycopodiopsida; Selaginellales; Selaginellaceae. The coding region runs from base 86 to 1486 and encodes 466 amino acids. Gene Ontology annotation, molecular function: UDP-glycosyltransferase activity.
AAGUUCAUCAAAAUGAGUCUUACAGGAGUCUGGAGUUGCAAUAGAACAAGAGCGCUUGGUUAAGAUAAGGCCGACAAGGUCGAGAAUGGCCGACAUCGUUUUGGUUACGGUUCAAGGCGGUGGUCACUUCAACACAGGUAUGCUCUUUGCAAAGAAGCUCGCUUCUCAGGGCUGCCGUGUUACGGUGCUACUGCCGUGGCUGAACCCAUCUGGAAUGACCACGGACAUAGCAAACAUUGACAUGCGCGCUCUCAUGGAGUCCAUUCCUUCCCCUCGACCGGCUUUCAUUUUCCCUGGAGUUCGCAAGUCUCGUCCCGACCUUUUGCCAUCAUCCCGUUUUCCCACUGCCCUGCCUGACUCGCUCCGGAAACACCUCGAUGUGCUGCGCCCCAAAGCGGUGGUUCUCGAUCGAAUGGUGAUGUUCUGGGCAAGUCAAACUGUUGAGGAGAGAGGCAUCCCAAAGUAUAUCCUCUACACAGGUGCUUCGGCGCAUCUCGCUGUCAUGCUCUCCUUCCACGGCCCCAGCCGAAGCGGGAAUGUGGACCAAGACAUGCAGAGCGUAGUUCAUGUUCCCGGACUUCCACCUCUUCGAUGGGCUGAGCUACCUUUGGACGUUGUCGUCAAAUCCCAUGGAUUCUACUUGGGUAAAGAAGGCGUAGCCAAGCAUUUUGUCCACUCCAACGGGAUACUACUGAAUACUUCCGAAGAGCUUGAAGGACCAAUAUUGGAUGCUUUACAUUGCGAGUACCCCGAGAUACGGUGCAUUCCCAUAGGACCUCUGUAUCCAUCUUCCUACCUCCAGGAUGAUCGACCCUCUCAAGAAGACAUUCGAGGAACAGCGGUCUCAAUCGGCAAGAACAGCGAGGAUUCCACGGCGCUUGUCUCAUGGCUGGACAAGCAACCCACGGCGUCGCUGGUCCUCAUAUGCUUCGGCAGCUUUAUAGUCUUGGGCGACGAGAUGAUUCGAGAGCUGGCACACGGACUCGAAUCGUCCGGCUUUAGAUUCCUCUGGUCGCUUCCAAGUCCCAGGAACGAGGAGCCGACCGCCUACCUGAACCGCGUGCUACCUCCAAACUUUGCGGAGCGAACCUCCGGUAGGGGGAAAAUCCUUACAGGUUGGGUGCCUCAGCAGCUGGUUCUCUCUCAUCCGGCCAUUGGUGCAUUAGUUUCACACUGCGGGUGGAGUUCCGUGGUGGAGUGUAUUCUGCUGGCUGGUGUUCCCAUUCUGGCCUGGCCGUUCUUAGGUGACCAGCUCCCAACCUGCAGGCACCUUGUGGACGAGUACAAAAUUGCGGUGGAUAUUGGGGUGGAUGGUGUGCCGUCCGCAGAUGACGUCGAGCGAGGCUUGCGUGCUGUAAUGGAGGACCAAGAGCUCAGGAACCGUGCCAAGCAAAGGAGGAAGCUGGUCCGACAGGCUGCACUCUCCACCCAGCCGGGCAGCUCAGGGCAUAACUUGGCAGAGUUCAUCAGCUCGUUGGCUGGGUAAUAGCGUCUCCUCCACAUCUGUCAGGACUCCGGAGAAAAAGAUGGCAGCGUCUUGCGGAUAUCGACCCAGAAGGACAUAGUAGUAAGAAGAGAUUACUGAACUCUAUGUGGUUUGAGGUGGUGGUGUUUGUAAAUCCGUGUGAAGUGUAUAAGGGUGGAAGCGCGAUUGUUCACGCGAGUGGAUCGGAGCUGCUACGCAGGACAAGCACUGCAUCUUUGCAGAAAGGAUUCCUUCCCAUGCUUUGGCAGUUUAGGAUCCAAGGUAGAAGCCACAGCUUCUGCUUUUCUUUGAUGCAUUCGCUGUAUUCCACCCGGAGAGAGACUGCAAUGUGAGUUUGCGUGAUCA